UCUUAAUUACACAUCACUCUUCAGCGCUGCCAGUAAAGGCAACAGCAUAGAUGAGAACUCAUCCCAAACUUGCAGACCAGGCCUACAUCCCCUCGCUUUCCUCUCUCCCUCCCAAGUCACGCAAGAUAAUCUUGCAUUUAUUGCAGAUUGGAAAUUAAUGUCCCUGAUAUUUCUUCCUAGAGGUGUUUCAGGUGAAACUCAAAGACCUGCUUUUUUAAAGGGAAGUAGCACCCUCUGAUGGUAAGUGGCGAGAGAGCCGGACCCUUCCCAGCCUGGUAUUUUCGUCUCCAGGAGGCGACUGGAGGCGGGGGGUUGGGGGGAACUGUCUGGGUGCCUGUGUGAAAGCUGCAGGGAAGCAGGACCCUAGGCCCCAGCAGCCCCCGGCUGCUCUGAGUCCGGGUGAGGAGCGCAGGGGGCGCUAGGGUGCCCGGGGCGGGCACCAGCGGGCACCAAUCACAGCGCGGCCCCGCCCUAUAAAUACCGCGCUCCGGGGUCCUGUUGCGUCUUACUGCCUUGUUGGGUGUAAGUAGUGUUCUUGGUCUUUUUCUGAGUUCACCAUGUCGGAGACCGCGCCGCCCGCUCCAGCUGUUUCCACUCCUCCUGAGAAGGUUUCAGCUGGCAAAAAAGUGAAAAAGCCUGCAAAGGUUGCAGCCGCCACGAAAAAAAAGCCCGCGGGUCCUUCGGUCUCGGAGCUGAUUGUGCAGGCCGUCUCCUCCUCCAAAGAGCGCAGCGGCGUCUCCCUGGCUGCGCUCAAGAAGGCGCUGGCGGCCGCCGGCUACGACGUGGAGAAGAACAACAGCCGCAUCAAGCUGGGUCUUAAGAGCCUGGUGAACAAAGGCACCCUGGUACAGACCAAGGGCACCGGCGCCUCAGGCUCUUUCAAGCUCAGUAAGAAAGUAGCCUCUGUGGAAGCGAAGCCCAGCGCUGUAAAGGUGGCAGCGAAAACCAAAGGAACUGGCGCCGCUAAGAAGCCCAAGAAGGCCACGGGGGCGGCUGCUGCUAAAAAAGGAGACGAUGUGCGGGCGAGCUGCCUGACCUUGGGGAUGACGGUGGUUCUCCGUUGUGCAUGGUGCCCAGAUUGGUGUCCUCGACCUCAGGGUAGGCCUCACACGCUUACCUGCAUCGCCAUCACGGACCAGCUCUGA
Molecule: messenger RNA, 1145 nt
Organism: Vicugna pacos (alpaca)
Lineage: Eukaryota; Metazoa; Chordata; Mammalia; Artiodactyla; Camelidae
Source: RefSeq, a predicted model, not a curated record